CCCUCGCUGAAGCAGGCGCAACGGUCUGUCUUGUUGUUCGUCCGGGCUCCACGUCCACCACAACGAUCGACACUCUUCGUUCCCUCCCUAAGAAUCAACAACAGCACAACCGCCAAGAACACACGGUGAUAGAGUGCGAUAUGUCGGACCUAGAUUCGGUCCAAACGUUAUUCGAUCGUACAUUGGAAAAACCGGAGGUGAAGGGUGAGAUUCAUAUUUUGGUGAAUUGUGCGGGAAUACAGAGGAGGGCUCCUGCUGUCGAGUUUAGUGAGAAGGAUUGGGACGACGUCCUCAAUACGAACCUCAAAUCCAUCUUCCUUCUCUCCCGUGCCGCGGGCCGACACAUGAUUCCACUUCGCCGAGGGAAGAUUAUCAAUUUCGGAUCACUUCUUAAUUUCCAAGGAGGAAUUACCGUUCCUGCGUAUGCGGCUGCUAAGGGUGGACUCGGACAGUUGACUAAGGCGUUGAGCAAUGAAUGGGCGCAACAUAAUAUCCAGGUGAACGCGAUCUGUCCUGGAUAUGUUGCUACGGAUAUGAACGAGCGUCUGAUCGCUGAUCCGGUCCGUUAUCGACAGAUUUCGGAGCGCAUACCCGCUGGUCGAUGGGGUGACCCCAAGGAUUUUGCCGGUCCAGUUGUUUUCCUUGCCAGUGAUGCGAGCGCUUACGUGAGCGGGGAAUUGCUCGUUGUUGACGGAGGUUGGAUGGGUCGAUAGGGCCAUGUCUUUGACGGCCCGAGAAGAACGGAUAUUCUCAUAAUUUCGCAAAUGUAUGCAUAUAUCAAUGGCAAGGUACUGGAAACUUCUCCCUCCUGGUACAGGCCAUGCUUGUGUGCAG
Molecule: messenger RNA, 834 nt
Organism: Cantharellus anzutake
Lineage: Eukaryota; Fungi; Basidiomycota; Agaricomycetes; Cantharellales; Hydnaceae
Exons: 4
Coding region: 141-713 (190 amino acids)
Molecular function (GO): oxidoreductase activity, acting on the CH-OH group of donors, NAD or NADP as acceptor
Source: RefSeq, a predicted model, not a curated record